UUAUAACUGUAUUGCGCAUGCGCAGUUCAAAUUUCAAAAUGGCCGCCAGACUGUUGAGGCUGUCAACAAGUGUUAAUUCUUCCUUUCUUAGGUCCUCCAGUAUCCUAAGAAGAGAAUCAGUUGCAAAAGAGAUCAAAAGAGUCAAUUACUUGCACACUACGGGAGCUCUGGGAGGAGGAGGGAACCAGCUAUUCGUCCACAGGCACACAGCAGACAACAAUCCAGACACUCCCUUUGAAUUCACUCCAGAGACCCUGAAAAGGAUAGAAGGGAUUGUUGCCAUAUAUCCAGAGGGUCACAAGGCAGCUGCCGUCAUACCAGUCCUAGAUCUAGCCCAGAGGCAGCACGGCUGGCUCCCAAUAUCAGCAAUGAACAAGGUAGCUGAGCUUCUGGACAUGGCUCCAAUGAGAGUUUACGAAGUUGCAACCUUUUACACAAUGUUCAACCGCUCACCAGUCGGGAAAUAUCACGUGCUAAUAUGCACGACAACCCCUUGCAUGCUCUGUGGCUCUGAUAACAUUCUUGAGACUAUAACCAAUAAACUGGGCAUCAAGGUGGGUGAGACAACACCAGAUGGGCUCUUCACUCUUAACGAGGUCGAGUGUCUUGGAGCCUGUGUCAAUGCACCAAUGCUUCAGAUCAAUGAUGACUAUUACGAGGACUUGAAACCAAAUGAUAUUGUCGAGAUCCUUGAUGACCUGAAGGCCGGGCGGACACCUCGUCCAGGCCCAAGGAGCGGGAGGUUUUCUUGUGAGCCUCAUGGCGGACUUACUAGCUUGACAGAGCCUCCCUAUGGACCAGAGUUUGGUGUUAGAUCUGAUUUGUAGAAUUAUUGUUAUUGUUGUUUAUUAUCUAUAGAACUUCAUUUCAUUAUCAUAAAAAUUGAA
Molecule: messenger RNA, 887 nt
Organism: Amphimedon queenslandica
Lineage: Eukaryota; Metazoa; Porifera; Demospongiae; Haplosclerida; Niphatidae
Product: NADH dehydrogenase [ubiquinone] flavoprotein 2, mitochondrial-like
Exons: 1
Coding region: 18-827 (269 amino acids)
Biological process (GO): mitochondrial electron transport, NADH to ubiquinone
Cellular component (GO): respiratory chain complex I
Molecular function (GO): NADH dehydrogenase activity
Source: RefSeq, a predicted model, not a curated record